Molecule: messenger RNA, 1877 nt
Organism: Brachypodium distachyon (stiff brome)
Lineage: Eukaryota; Viridiplantae; Streptophyta; Magnoliopsida; Poales; Poaceae
Product: transcription factor EAT1
Exons: 4
Coding region: 263-1660 (465 amino acids)
Biological process (GO): anther wall tapetum development; regulation of DNA-templated transcription
Molecular function (GO): protein dimerization activity
Source: RefSeq, a predicted model, not a curated record
GAUUAGGGAACAGAAAAAGAUGGUAAGGAGUUUGUUAGGUCUGAAACAAGCAAAGUUGCUUCAUGUCUUAUUAAUCAUGCUAUAUGCAACUUCUCUAAUCUCUACACGGAAGAACAGACAGCCACAUUGCAAAACUCCACGGCUCCAUCUCUUUUGCAACAACCAAAACAACCCAGCCAACCGAGAUUUCCGUGUCUAAUUGAAUUAUAUCUGCUGCUGCAUUCCUAUUUGGAUUGAAGGUACCAGGCACUGUUUUGCCAAAAUGAUUAUUGGGGGUGACUAUUUUGAAGGUUCCCAUGAUCAUAGUCUCAUGGCAGGAUCUUUGAUCCAUGAUUCUUCUCAAGCUCCUAAAUGCAACGGCAACACAGAUAUCGAGCUACAGAAAUUCAAAGUGCCCUCGUUUUCAUCGGAAAUUCUUACCAAUUCGACCAAUCUUUCCUCUGAAGCUGCAAGAGCAAUCAACCACCUUCAGCAUCAACUAGGAAUUGAUUUGGAGCAAGAUAUGCAACCAGUGGAAACUGCGACCUGGGAUGCUUCUAUCUGCAGUAUCCAAGACCACAUCAUCAACAAUCAGAUUAGUGAAGAUCCACAAAACAUAUUGGUGGAACAACAGAUUCAACAGUAUGAUGCUGCAAUUUAUCCAAACAGUUCUUACACACCAGCGCCUGAUCUCUUAAAUCUUCUCCACUGCACUGUGGCUCCAGCAUUCCCUACAACAACCUCUGUCUUUGGUGAUACAUCACUGAGUAGUACCAACUAUUUGGAUCUGAAUGGUGAGUUUACAGGAGUGGCAGCGACUCCUGAAAGUGGUUUGAUGUUCACUAGUGAUUCAGCCUUGCAGUUAGGGUAUCAUGCUACCCAGUCUCAUCCACUAAAGGAUAUCUGCCAUUCAUUGCCACAAAAUUAUGGGCUGUUCCCCGGUGAAGAUGAAAGAGAAGUCAUGAUUGGGGUUGGAAGUGUGGGAGGAGAUAUUUUUCAGGACAUUGAUGACAGGCAAUUUGAUACUGUACUGGAAUGCAGAAGAGGAAAGGGUGAGUUCGGGAAGGGCAAAGGAAAAGCUAACUUUGCAACUGAGAGAGAGAGGAGAGAACAGCUAAAUGUGAAGUACAAGACUCUAAAAGACCUCUUCCCCAAUCCUACCAAGAGUGACAGGGCCUCAGUAGUAGGGGAUGCCAUUGAAUACAUAGAUGAGCUGAAUCGGACAGUGAAGGAACUGAAGAUCCUAGUGGAACAGAAGUGGCAUGGAAAUAAGAGGACAAAGAUAAUAAAGUUGGAUGAGGAGGUAGCUGCUGAUGGUGAAAGCUCAUCGAUGAAGCCAAUGAGGGAUGAUCAAGACAAUCAGUUCGAUGGGACCAUAAGGAGCUCCUGGGUUCAGAGGAGGUCGAAGGAAUGCCAUAUUGAUGUCCGUAUAGUGGAAAAUGAAGUAAACAUCAAGCUUACUGAAAAGAAGAAGGUCAACUCCCUGCUUCAUGCUGCAAGGGUUCUUGAUGAGUUCCAGCUUGAGCUCAUCCAUGCGGUUGGAGGGAUUAUUGGUGAUCACCACAUAUUCAUGUUUAACACUAAGGUAUCUGAAGGCUCCUCGGUUUAUGCUUGUGCAGUGGCUAAGAGGCUCCUUCAAGCAGUGGACGCACAACACCAGGCCAUUAACAUAUUCCACUAGGCUUUAGCAACCAUAGUAACUAUUUAAAGAAGUUCCUAGUUUAUCCCUCUCCUGUAGUAGUAAUUUCCUGUUUGUUCUCUCUGAGAGCAAAGUUAUUAGAUCAGGCUUGGAGAGAACUUUGUCUUUACCAUUAGCUAGCUCGCAGGCAAAACUGAAAACUUGGCCAUGUCCCAACUGUUUACUGUUAUCACUUAUCUAGCCUGGCUAGAAAUGCUUU